Messenger RNA from Lepisosteus oculatus (spotted gar), 1746 nucleotides. NCBI's taxonomy places the organism in Eukaryota, Metazoa, Chordata, Actinopteri, Semionotiformes, Lepisosteidae. The record is from RefSeq and is a predicted model, not a curated record.
CCCCCUCCCCCCUCCUCCCUGCAGUGUCUCCGGUACAGGAAGUGCUCUGGCUGACUGGGCUGGGCCGUGGGGCUCCGACUUGGACAAAAACAAAAAUAGAAAUAAAAUAGUACAUCGCAAGUCGCGGGGAAAUAACAUCUCCUUCCUACAGAUUCUCCAGGCGUCGUGACCCCCCCGGAUAAUCCGAGAGCCGCCGAGAUGAGUGACCAGCAGCUUGACUGUGCCCUGGACUUGAUGAGGCGCCUGCCACCCCAGCAGAUUGAGAAGAACCUGAGUGACCUCAUUGACCUGGUGAGUGACCACUCUGAUGGCCAGCCGUGGCAGCGGGCGCUCCCUGGCGUUGCUGUGGAAACAGGGUGUCUGCGCGGAGAGGGAGGCUCUGACGUGCGGUACUUCGAGGGGGGCGUGUCUUCAGUGUACCUGUGGGAUCUGGACCACGGCUUUGCUGGAGUGAUCCUGAUCAAAAAAGCUGGAGACGGAUCCAAGAAGAUCAAGGGCUGCUGGGAUUCCAUCCAUGUGGUGGAGGUGCAGGAAAAAUCAAGCGGCCGCACUGCCCACUACAAACUAACCUCCACUGUGAUGCUGUGGCUCCAGACGACAAAGACCGGUUCUGGCACCAUGAACCUGGGAGGCAGCCUGACCAGACAGAUGGAGAAGGAUGAGACAGUGAGCGAGUCGUCUCCACACAUCGCCAACAUCGGCCGCCUGGUGGAGGAUAUGGAAAAUAAGAUCCGCUCCACUCUCAACGAGAUCUACUUUGGGAAGACCAAGGACAUCGUCAACGGGCUCAGGAGCGUUCAGACUCUGGCCGACAAGUCGAAGCAGGAGGCCCUGAAGAACGACCUGAUGGAGGCGCUGAAACGCAAACAGCAGAGUUAGAGCCCGACGCUCCUGUUCCCCCGCCCUCUCCUCUCGCCACCUGUGUCUCCUCUCACUCCACCCCUCCCUCCCCGGCGCUGAGCACUCUCUUCAUUAGGAUAAAAGGCUUUCAUUGUGUUCUUUGGUUUUCUUUUUUAUGUUGUUGUCAUCGAUCGAUCUCCUUUUCCCUGAAGCCAUUUGACUUUGUUCUGUUACUGUUGCCACCGUUGUUGUCGCUGGGUUUCUCUCUGUUCGUGCUGGUCUGCCCGCAGGCUGCAGCAACAGGACUCGCAGUUUCCCUUCGGCUUCAGUUAUCAUUGCCACCUGUACUGUCACUAACCCUUCCUUCCCCUCCUGUAUAAAUUGUAAAAGCAACUCAGCAGAACCUUAUGCUAAUGACUCCAUUGGAUGAAAGUAUUUUGUACAAAAAGGAGAGAAAAGUGAUAUGAAUUUUUGGUGAUGGUUCGUCUUGUCCUCAGUCUGUCUGUCGCGCUGUCUUCCUGUCGGACUGUCGGGGUGUGUGUCUGCCUGUCUCUCUGGGGACCCUGCGCCCCCCCGUCCCGCUGUCCCGGGCACCGCGUGGCGCUGAUGUCUCCGGGUGAGGCUUCAGUCUCGGCCUGGAGGCGUGUGCCCGGCACGGCCCGUCUCGGAGUCGCGGCCCGGCCCCCCCAGCAGGCGGACAGCGCCGGAAUCGGCCGAGCCGCUGUGUGUGACCCUGGUCUCUGCCGAGUCCGGCCUCUCGUCUGCCUGACCAGGGCCGCGGUUUCUGUCUGCGAGAUCUUCCUCUGUUACCUUGUUUUUCGUUUUGUAAAGCUUAGACUUGAGAUGUUGACCUCGUGUGUUCGAGCCUCCAACACAACAUCAAUAAAGGACAAAGUGGUUUCUGGC